UUUGCUCAAGAAGGUUCUAGCUGAUGACUCACCCUCUUUGAAGUAGUCCAGAUUUAGAGAUGUUUUAUAUUGUUUAAGAUGCACCGAGCCUAUCAGUCCGUUUUACCAUGCAGCAGCAAAUACCUUCAGCAAAAGUGGGACAAAGCUGUCUAUGAAGAGCACUGGAAAAAGGUCCAGGCAGCCAAACCCGUGGUGGACACCUCUGCUCCUCCAACAUAUGGACAUCUUCUUUUGAAAUUAAAGAAACUUGAGCUUGAAAAGGAUCGCUUGUCAAUCAUUGAGAGAGACAAUCGUUUGCUCCUGGAGAAGAUGUCUUUCAUCAUGAGGACUACAGGAAGAAUUGAUAACAAAAAUGAUUAUGAGCCCAAAAGGGAGAGGUUAUGGCAUUGGUACAUUAUCUCCUUUAGUCUGAACAGGAGAAAACGAGAGCAAGAAUUACUGAGAAUAACAAAAGAGAAUUAUGCCAUUCUGGAGAGGAUUACAAAAUGUCAGCCUCAGUAUAAGGUCCAGAAGUGGAAUGAAGACUGGCACAAGGCUGAAGAGUACAUGAACAGUAUUGCAAGAUACCCUCGUAGAUUAUGCAAAUCGCGGAAUCAAAAGAAACAAAAAUACAACAAAAAAACACCAAAAAGAAAGAAACAGAAAGCCAAGCGUCUGAAUGAUGGAUGCCUGACAGACAAAUCAGAACGAAAGGAAAGGGAAGACACAAAUAAUGAAAACGAAAAUCAAAAAAACCAAAGUGAAAAUCAAGAAGGAAAGGUGUAAUCAAACUAAUAUCUUAUGAUGGUAGCUAGACAAUGGAUAUCAGAAGUUUAAUCUGACAAAAAUCAUCUAUAGAACAUUGCCAUUGUUAUACCAAGAGUAGAUAUCAGAAACAUCUUACUUUAAAACUUUAGAUAAUCUCUAAAAUGUUUGUGCCAAUUACUAGGUAUGAUAACAUAAGUUCAUUGGUUAGGGCAGCAAUUCUGUGUAUAUCUGAAAAUGAAAUUCUAUUGAAAUCAGUGGGAAUUAGUUCCAAAAACAGUACGAAGUAUAGGAGGUAAGUUUUAUUAAGUUAUUGCUACAGGUUAUGAAUUGGAUUUUUACUGAAACCAAAACUGCAGUAUUCAUCAAAGAUUUACCAAUAAAAGUGUAUGCAGUAACUCUCAUACAAUUAUACUAUCAGUAUUCUGUGAUCCUAAGAUUUACUAUUCAUUGUUCCCUACACCAUGUGCUUUUGCUUCUUCUUCUGUGGAAAUAUUGCAUUAGAAUGCAUCAGUACAUGGUAUAGCAAGAUCAUUUGGGUGUCUACCAGUGCUCUGUGGGCAAUGUCACAGCUCCCAGCAGUGGCACUUGGUACUCCUUUGCCAUUCAUGGUAUCAACAUCAAUGCAAAAGUACUCCUUUUGAUAUAUAGAUAGAUGUCCGUGUCCAUUUCUGAUUUGUGCAAAGCCUUGAAAAUGUGAACUGUGCUUAGGAUUGCUUUAAAUAUUAUUCACACUGGCUUGUGAGGUGUCCUUUUCUGCCCCACUCCAAGGAAAACUCACUAAUAUAUAGAGAGAUAAUUAAACUCACAGGACUGAAGGCAGGAAACUUUUCUGAGUGAAUCUAAACACACAAAAGCAGAAACUCUUCAUUACAAAAGAUGUAUUUUCUUUCAUGCUGUACAAUGGAACAGACAUGUCCGGAAACAAAUCCUCCAACCUUUUUGGUCAUCAGGAAAAACAGAAUCUACAGUUCAUCAACAUAUAUUUUUUAAAAACAUUGUUAUCACAGAACAAAACGCUUAACUUCUUCAUUUCCAACACCGAUAGACCCUUCAUUUUAGAAGGACUUCUUAUAAGAAAACAAGAAGGAAGAAACAGCAAGUUGAACAUGAAAAAAAAAGACUGGAAUGUGUUCCCAAGAGACAAGUCAAGUGCCAUGGAAAGGAGUAUCAGAGUCAAUCACUGAUCUACUUAAAAGUAUGGGUCUGCAAGAUUCCUCUUCUGAAAGCAAGAGUGGAGUUGCCUUUUUGUAGCCUACUGCAAAAUAAAUCUUGUUUAGUAAUA
This is a messenger RNA of Eublepharis macularius, 2029 nucleotides long. It is a transcript of the gene CFAP97D2, whose product is annotated as CFAP97 domain containing 2. The transcript is spliced from 5 exons. The record is from RefSeq and is a predicted model, not a curated record. NCBI's taxonomy places the organism in Eukaryota, Metazoa, Chordata, Lepidosauria, Squamata, Eublepharidae. Bases 79 to 765 code for a protein of 228 amino acids.